This is a messenger RNA of Aspergillus niger, 1212 nucleotides long. RefSeq lists its product as uncharacterized. The record is from RefSeq and is a predicted model, not a curated record. The transcript is spliced from 4 exons. Lineage: Eukaryota; Fungi; Ascomycota; Eurotiomycetes; Eurotiales; Aspergillaceae. Bases 1 to 1212 code for a protein of 403 amino acids.
AUGCAUGCUUCAGCUCAGGUACUAAUCCCCAAAGACACCGGCUUAACGGAUGCAACCUGUAUCAAGAGGCUGCUUGAAUCGCAAGAUCUAUGGGUGUCCCAUGCCCCCGAACUCAAACUCUACAUCUCGAUCAGUGUCGCUUUGUUCGAUCACCUCGACGAUGUCCAGACUCCAGUCCACAUUCAGACUGUUAAUUUGUCUACAGUCAACGCAUUCAUGUCCUUCACUUCCAAAACCGAAAGCGCACAGCUAUAUAUACUAGAUACAGACUCUUUGACAAAACCGAAUUUGCACACACAAGACACCAUAUUCUUUGGUCCCCAACAAAGCGUAUAUAAAGAAAGCUCCGAAGACACUCAAGUCACAUCCUUCGUCGACGAGCUAGAAGAGUUGCAUGAAAGUGAACAAGUCUCCUCGCUUCUCACCCCUCAAGAAGGAUUCUUCGAGAGAGCUUCUCCAGCUGGGCAGCAUGAACAGCUAUACGAUCUCUUCAAGGUCGGCCUCGAAUCGCUUCUAUUCGGACGCACUUCAUCAACCAACCAUAGCGAUCUCCAAAAUAAGACCCUGCAGCCUCUUUCACAAAUUGCACCUUCAGUCUUCAGCCCGAACUACCACAAGGAAAUGAGUCAACGGUCACAUCUAAUUCCCUCAAUAACGAAAUCAAUCUCAUCCAUACUCAAACUCCCCAACCAUCAAUCUCUGCAAUCCAAACUAAGCAAUCUAAAUCAUAAUAGCACGCCCCGACCCUCUACAACAGAAACAGACACAAACAGUAUUAGGAAUAAUAUAAGUACAGCACUCUUCCGCAUCGCCCAGAAACAACUCUACAAGCCACAAGCAUCCCGAAAUCUGCGCUUUCAGACCCCAUCACCUAACAUUCAAUGCAAGGACCAGCCAUCGCAAAUCGGAGAAAGAGUUUCCAGAGAUCUAAUAUAUUCUUCCGAUGGAGAAGAGGAACUUCUUCGGUUCAGUGAGCCCGAUGAGGAUAGUAGCUGCGCGAUGUUAUCUACUACUGCUGCUGCUGCACCUUCUUCAUCAUGCGGGUCACUGCCGUUUUCUCAAGAUGAUUGCGAAGAUGAAAAUGAUGAUAUUAUGUCCGAUCGAUUCAGUGGAAAUGAUAUGGAUCACACCCUGUUUUCGGAUGAUAUGGCAAAAUUUGAAGAAUUUGGAGAUGACAACGAUGACGAUGAUAUGCUCUGCGGUAGUUUUUGA